Wallemia mellicola CBS 633.66 is the source of this 2978-nucleotide messenger RNA. RefSeq names its product T-complex protein 1 gamma subunit. Gene Ontology annotation, biological process: protein folding. The transcript has 3 exons. The coding region runs from base 14 to 1696 and encodes 560 amino acids. Gene Ontology annotation, cellular component: chaperonin-containing T-complex. Gene Ontology annotation, molecular function: ATP hydrolysis activity; ATP-dependent protein folding chaperone; ATP binding. NCBI's taxonomy places the organism in Eukaryota, Fungi, Basidiomycota, Wallemiomycetes, Wallemiales, Wallemiaceae. The record is from RefSeq and is a predicted model, not a curated record.
AGCGUACAAAAAAAUGGCACAAGCAAUGGGAAUGGGUCCAGGUGGACAACCAGUGAUGGUAAUGAAUACAGCAGGUCCAGAGAGACAAUCUGGCCGUAAAGCCCAAAUUUCAAAUAUAACAGCAGCAAAGACAGUAUCAGAUAUUAUUAGAACUUGCUUAGGACCUCAAUCUAUGCUUAAAAUGAUUUUAGAUCCAAUGGGUGGUAUUCUCCUUACAAACGACGGACACGCAAUUCUACGUGAAAUCGAUGUAGCACAUCCAGCCGCAAAGUCCAUGAUUGAACUUAGUCGUACGCAAGAUGAGGAAGUAGGUGAUGGUACUACCAGCGUUAUCAUUUUAGCCGGUGAAAUUCUCGCCCAAUCUUCUGGUCUUCUCGAGAAGAACAUCCAUCCAGUACAGAUCAUUCAAUCAUACAAGCUUGCUCUCGCUGAGGCACUCAAAACUAUCGAGAGUAUUGGUCAGCCAUUGAACAUCGAUGAUGAGAAGGAAAUGUUAGCCUUGAUCAAGACCAGUAUUGGUACUAAAUUCGUACAAAGAUGGUCAGAACUUAUGUGUAAACUCGCACUUGAUUCUGUUAAAAUUGUCGCAACAUCUGCCAAAGACAGCGCAAACAAUGAUAUUAAAUCAGUCGAUUUGAAGAGAUACGCCCGUAUUGAGAAGGUCCCAGGUGGUGAUGUUGAAGACAGUCAAGUUCUUUCUGGUUUAAUGGUCAACAAGGACGUUACACACCCAAAGAUGAGACGUAAGAUUGACAACCCACGUGUUAUCCUUCUCGAUUGUCCAUUAGAGUACAAGAAGGGUGAAUCACAAACAAAUAUCGAGAUAUCAAAAGAAGGUGACUGGGAGAAGAUCUUGGCUAUUGAAGAGGAACAAAUAAAGCAAAUGUGUGAUCACAUUUUACAAUUCAAGCCUGAUUUAGUUUUAACUGAAAAGGGUGUUUCAGAUUUGGCUCAACACUACCUCGUGAAAUCCAACGUCACCGCAUUGCGUAGGCUGCGUAAGACUGACAAUAACAGAAUUGCUAGAGCUACAGGUGCAACUAUUGUUAACCGUGUUGAAGACCUCAGAGAAAACGACGUUGGUACAAAAUGUGGUAAAUUUGAAGUAAAGAAAUUAGGUGAUGAGUACUUCUCAUUCCUUACUGAAUGCGUUGAUCCAAAGGCAUGUACUAUCCUCCUUAGAGGUCCGUCAAAGGAUAUAUUAAAUGAGAUCGAAAGAAACCUCCAAGAUGCUAUGUCAGUUGCAAGAAAUGUAGUAUUUAACCCACUUCUCGCACCUGGUGGUGGUGCAACUGAGAUGGCAAUCAGCGUUGCUUUGAACACACUCGCAAAAUCCGUUCAAGGAGUUGGUAGUCUUGCUGUCAAAGCAGUCAGUGAGGCUAUGGAAGUUAUACCAAGAACACUCGUCCAAAAUUGUGGAGGUAAUACCAUUCGUACAUUGACAGAACUCCGUGCAAGACACAACAAUGGUCUUGUCAGCCAUGGUAUUGAUGGCGAUCUUGGUAAGGUUGUUGAUAUGAAGGAGUAUGGAUUGUAUGAGUCAGCAGCUGUCAAGAUUCAAACCAUUAAGACAGCAAUUGAGAGCGCUAGCUUACUCUUGCGUGUAGACGAUGUCGUUUCUGCCAGAAGACUUGAACAAGCUGGUGGUGCGGGUAUGAUGCCACCAGGUGAAAUGGCCGAGGGAGCUGAGCAAUAAGGGUUUUCUUUCUUUUGUUAAAUAGUCAUAAAUGAAAAAUGGUAUAUCAGAAAAUGAGAAAUAAGAAAAGAAUUACAAUUUGUCAUGUCAUUAAUUCCAAGGUUGCGAUAUGAGUAACUGAGUCGUAAUCAGAGCUUGAUACUUAAUUUUUGGAUCUGGGUGUUGAAGUAAUUCCAUUAUUUUCUGCUUAGAUGAGCUGUCGACGUAGGUUUUCGCGUGAUGAAUGAACUUCAGACAUUGGGAUAUAUCGUACAGAGUGAUAUGUAAAAUCUGUUGAUCUUCAGAAUCAAGAAGUGAGAAAAGUCUAUUUAAACCCCAAUUGUUAUCCUUUAAGAGAGCGCCUGAUUGAUUCUUCCAGAAAUCCUCGUCAGUGUGUACAGGUGACCACCUUAGCAAGCCAGACUCUAAUUCUGAGGAGUACUCAUCCCAAUUUGAAAUGCUUGCGAAUGAAGAUUGUAAUUGUUCUGUUAUAGUGUCCAAAUCGGUUUGCAACUCAGCAUCAUUCCACCUACGACUACUGAGGUUGUUAAGCGUCGGUUGUAUAGGCAAAGCUAAGAAUGUUGCGAGUGUUGAUUGCUUGGAAUGCUUGAGUAAGUUUACAAAGAUUGCCAAAACUAGUCUGACUACCUUUUCCUUGAUAGAAGACCUGGCGAGUUGGGCCAAAGGGGGUAUAAUUUUGUAGUCGGAGUUGAUCCUAGCAGAGAGGGACUUGUCAAAUGUGAGCAACCAGAUUGAGUAGAUGAUGUUAUAGUUUGAUUGGAUGUUUGAGUUGUUAAGCUGCUUGAGGAGGACAUCUAAGUGGUCGUAUAUGAAGUGUUUAGCUUGCUUGUGGUUGAGAAGUUGGGUGAGGAUCAGUGUAUAGAAGUCGAGUUCGUUGUCGUCGUUGAGCUGUGAGAGUAUGACGGAGAGAAGCUUAUCUAGAGUAGAGUUUUCGAGAUCAUAGAUGAUAGUGAGUAGUUUUAUUGUUGACAUUCUAACAUAGCUAUCGUUUGUGUCUAGUAAGCCAACAAGGAGUGGUUCAAAUCGUGGCAAGUUUGAGCCAUCGAGGGCGGCGAGACGCUGUAAAUUAUAAAGGGAAUACUUUAUAACGUCUAACUUGUCAAUAUUAGCUAGUAAUUUGUAGAAAAGAUUGUAAUAACUAGUGGUAUCAGCGUAACCAUCGAAGUCGUUCAAGUUUACUAGUAAAUUGUAGUCGUUAUCGUCUAUAAAUUGAGAUCUCUUAUAACCGAUGAAAGGAAUUUCUUGUUUUUUGUAGUCCAAGUAAAAAUUCUGAAUUAGAUUC